Messenger RNA from Aspergillus affinis, 3201 nucleotides. RefSeq lists its product as uncharacterized. The coding region runs from base 1 to 3201 and encodes 1066 amino acids. The transcript is spliced from 9 exons. The record is from RefSeq and is a predicted model, not a curated record. Lineage: Eukaryota; Fungi; Ascomycota; Eurotiomycetes; Eurotiales; Aspergillaceae.
AUGGCAGAUAACCUCUCUGGCCUGGGGCGUGAAGUGGAGCGCCUAGUGACGGCUCCAUAUGCGCCCUCUCUCCAGGACUUGCAUGCACUUGUACAGAGCUCUUCUAUAGCUUCAUUAUCUUCAUGGGCCUCGCGCAAGCCAUGCCAGGUUGGAGUCUUGGCUGAUAUCCUUGUCGACGGCCUGUCUCGUUCCAAUUUCACUCUGGACCUCAUUAGGACUUUCGCUCGUCUCGAGCCUUUUCGUAACGCUUUACUUGAACGUUAUCCCUAUAUAUUGGACCAAUUCCUGCAGAGGUCUGAAAAUGGUGAACCCCAGUUUAUCUCGACAUGCGUUGCAAUGCUUUCUUCGCCUCUACCGCCCUACUUCAUUGUCCCCGCACGCCUGGCAUCCUUUAUCACCCAUCUGAUUACCUCCAUUGGCGAAAAUCCCUGCGCUGAGACAAUACUACCUCUCUAUCAGCUGAUGACUGGCCUUCGAACCACUCCGCGAGUUCUUCUUGAAGUUCCAUCAGAGAUCAUAUCUAACCUUCAAGUUGAGUUAACAAACACCCUUCGUAACCUUGAUGACCAUACAGGGAACCUCCUUUGCCUCGCAACGUUUGCGCAAAUAGCAUCCUCGAAUAUUCCCCAAAUGAAUAACAGUCCAGAGCAGCGCCCAUCUUGGUUGCAGAAUGUCAAGCAUUUCUUCGGUUCCAAACGAGGCUUAAAGACCUUGGACCUUGUCGUUCUGCGAGUUAUACUAACUUGCUCCGCCAGUUGCAAUGGUUUAACUGCCGAGCAAGCAACGGAGAGUAUCCGGCUAGCCAUCGAAAUAUGUGACAUUGUAGAACCGGAGCAGAGAGAAUCUUGGAUUGGUGCUAACUCCACCAAAAUUGCCAAAUUGUGCGAGAAGGUAACAAGGUCUGGCAUUGAUCGGGGAGUGCAGAUUUUGGGCGCAACUUUCAUGGUUUCCCUUCUUCCGGCUUCUGCUUUACCUCAUGGCAUCCCCGAACUGGCGCUCCAGUGGCUUCUACAUAAAGACGGUGAUCGUGUACUCGAGCUCCUGCCAUUGACCUACAUUCCACGAUUGGUAGAGGCAAACAUUGUAUACUCGGGACCAGCGGUUGCAAACAAGCUGCUGGACUACGUGAUCAGUUCAUUGCAGCCAAACCAGGCAGCACAGACUCCAAGUAUUAACACGACUCAGAUAGCAAGGUCAAUCCUUGCUGGCCUGCAGGGUCUGGAGUCCCAGAUUCUUAGCUCCGCCGUUGCCGAAGUAGCGGUUAGACAGUGUCGGGAGAACAUCAACGGGCUGCUUGAAAGAUCCCCCCGGCGAUAUUCCGUAACAACCUGCCGAGACUUCGAUACCUGUCAAGCUUCGGUGGUUCAAUUGGAGAAUGGCCUGCUUAAUGAUUUAUUCAGCUUCUACUUUCGGUCAGCACUUAUGAUGAAGUCGAGUGGCCAGUUUGACUAUGCGAAUGAGAUGAGUACGUUUGGGUUGUUCAUCUCUAGAUCCAAUGAAGCUGUACCAGGCAUCAGAUGUCAGUUCUGGGAAACAAAACCUCUGGAGUUCCAAAACGCCUUUUCAUCCCUCAAGAUCCAUGACCAGUCACCCAGCCCAAGACAAGACUGGCGAACCGGGAUAGCCAAAACCCUUGAGUGGAAUUCCCGCAUGGGCUAUGAUAACAUGAUGCAAAAAAUCGAAGAGAUUUGUUACGAUCUCGAAAACCGUUGCAAUGGCGUCGAGGCCCCGUUGAGAGCAGUAGAGGACGAGCGCAACAGGCUGCUUAAAGAAGCGGAAGAACUGAACUCUCACAAUAAAAAACUAUAUUCGGAGUUAAAGCAAGCAUCCGGAACGACCUAUAGUCUCCAACAAGAUAUUUUUCGCCUGGAAUCUCAGGCAGAAACUGCCUCGAGCCGCAUCGACCAGUUGUCGGCCAGUCUUGAAGUCGCACGGAAAGACCUCAACGACCAGCGACUCGAAUCCCAAGAAUCGGCCAACAGCGAGCGCGAACAAGCCAGGUCCAGAGAGUUAGAGCUUAUUGCUUCUUCAACUGAAAUGGAGGAAAAAUUAGAUGACUUACAAGAGAAAAUUGUGAUGCAAAGAGAGGAGAAUGACAGCUUGAGGGAGGAAUUGAAUAUGAUGGGAGAAGAAAGGUCGGCUUACUCGAAGGUGAACGAUUCUUUAGAACAACAGCUACUGGACUUGGAACGCGAGUUUGAGGCGCAGAUGGAAGAGACGCACAGACACUUGGACCAGCAAAGCGACCGAAUUGACCAACUCCUAGCUGAUCAAAGCGAAGCCGGGAGUCGGGAGGAAGGGCUACAAGCUAAGUUAUCGGAGGAGGAACUGGAAUCCGACAGGCUUAAGACCGCUCUUCAGCAGUUGGUGGAAAGCCACAAAACAGAAGUGAACACCCUUCAGGAGCACUUCGAGACACAGGUUUCCAAAAUGACCGCCGAGUCCGAAAAGCAAAGAGAUGAAAUUGCUUCUCUUCAGGCCGAUAUGCAGGCAUCCGCAUCUAGUGCCACCAAAGAGCUCCAUGCAAGAGAUAAGAGAAUCCAGUACCUAGAGAAAAAGAUACAACAUAUGCGAGAUGAACGAGCAGCCAAAGCACGGGAAUUCUCCGAAGCGCAGCAACACAUCGGCCGGUUAAUGAGUGUAAUGGGCUUCAAACCGGAACCUGCAAACUCCAAGCCUCCCGGCAAGCAACAGCGGUCCAGACCAACGCCGGGCCCAUCCCAGGUUGCCACGGAGGAGAUGCAAACGCACUCUCCCGGGGAGGAUACACAAAGCCAACAAGGCCGACAGAUGGCGGAGUCGUUCGACCUCACUGCAACCCCAACCCCGCCUGGGGAGCGUAGUCCGAAAAGAUCGCGGGAUUAUGCAUUUGCCUUGACCGAAUCACCGACAGCUUCUCACACAUCUGGCAAGAAAUCAAGGGAGUCGGUUUCUCGGCGUGGAACACAACAUUCCCGGGACCGGAAAGUCCUGGAAGAUGCAACCCAAAAUAGCCAACCGAUUACUCAGGCUAGCAGCAUACCUUGCUCCAGUCAGCGAGAUAGUUUUCAAGAAGGUCAAGUGGGCGGGGUGGAUGAUGAGAAUCAUUUGCGGGAAAUUGACCUAGACAUGGAUAUGGAGUUCUCCAAGGACUUCCUGUUUACAAGCACUUCGGUGUCUGAGGCGAAUUACCACAGACCGCUACUUGGGACCCAAAGAUAA